Cricetulus griseus (Chinese hamster) is the source of this 1902-nucleotide messenger RNA. Lineage: Eukaryota; Metazoa; Chordata; Mammalia; Rodentia; Cricetidae. The record is from RefSeq and is a predicted model, not a curated record.
AUGUUCAGUGGAAAAGAGUUAGGAGUAUUUUGGAGUUCAAAAGAGUGGGAUUCCCAACCCCGGAUAUAUGCUUCGGAUGAGUCUCUGACAAAAUUCGGAAAAAAGGAUGUUAAAAAGGGAAAGCCUGGGAAAUCAAGAACCCCAAAUGACCAUGAGAAGCUAAUUAAUGGUCAAAAGGUCACAUUCCCUUGCUCUGUCUGCAAACAAGAGAUCAAACUAGCUGGGACUUUUCUCCAUAAGAAACAUCACAAUGCUCUUAGUACACUGGGUUUCCAGUGGAUGGGAGGGAAGAAACCGAAGCCCUCAAUGGUCAGCAUUCAGAGACAGUUUGUGAUUUCUAACCUAGUGGCAUCCUUUAUGUUCAGUGAAAAUGUCCUUCAGAGUAUGAACUAUGCAUUUGAACUGCUUUGGAAGAAACAAGUCCCAUCAAACUUCAGACUUUGUGAUAAGGUUGGCCAGACUUCUACACAUUCUCCAAAAAUCUGCCACCUGCUCAUUAAAGGUGUAGCCAUCUGUGGCAACAGUAAUUCAACCUGGAAAGCUGACCCAAAUGGCAAAUUCACGGUCACAAAUGCUUUUGGUGAUAAAGCCAAUGUGUGCUUUUUUGGUUUGUUUGAUGGCCACCAUGGCGAUGCAGCAGCAGACCUGGCAUCAAAAGAGUUCCAGGUUUUACUUCUCCAUCAACUGGCUAAACAGGAUCCUUCCUACCAUAUGACAGCUGAGCAGCAAAAACUGAUAAAUUCCUUUCACACUGUGUUCAAGGAAGAAUACAGGGCCAGAGAAGACGCCUUCAAUUCCACAAUCAAAACCUUCAGAACCAAUAGACGGGAGUAUGAGGAAAUACACAAAGCCUUUGCAAAGGCGUUUUGGAGGAUGGAUAGGCUCCUACGGCUUGGAAGGAAUGAGGUUUCCCGGGUUCGGUGGAGUGGCUGCUCUGCGCUCACUUGUGUAUUAGAGGGUGUGAUUAAGAACCCAAACAUCAGUAAGGACUGGGCAAAAACGGAUCCCUCCCAGAGGAACCAACAGGUCAUCUCUGGGGUACUACACAUUGCAAAUGCUGGUAAUGUGCAAGCAAUCUUAUGCCGAAAUGGAAAAGGGUUUUGCCUGACCAAAGAACAUACCACACGAAACACCAAGGAGAGAAGAAGAGUACUUCGGACAGGAGCAGUAAUCAGUUCAAAUGGCCUCCUGGAAGGGCACAUAAAAACCACCAGGGGUCUUGGAUUCCAUGGAAGCCUCACACUGAAGAAGUCCAUUAUUCCAGCACCUCAAACAAUUUCUGUCCCUAUAGAUGAUUUAUGUCAGUUUCUCAUCUUAGCCACUAAUGGGCUCUGGGAAGUUCUGGACAAGAAGGAAGUCACUGCACUGGUAAUUACCUUGUUUCAUGCAUAUAAAGAAAUGUGUUCUGGUCCUGAAAACAAAUCCCGGCCAUCUAAAGAGCCUUUCUCCCUAUCAGACAGUAACAUCCGUGUGCUGUUCCAGUACAAACCUGAAUAUGAGGAAGAUGUAUCAACUACUAAUCUAACAAAAAGGUCAUCUGAUUCAGUAUUUUCUCAAGCUUGCAUUAAUCAGGCUAAAAAUGCAGAAACAUUUCCUCCAGAAAUGACUAAUUAUGACACUCACAGCAAGAAAGAAACUAACAGCCCACGCACUAUAGACAGUAAGACGGGAAGCGAGAAAGAACUAUAUGCUAAGAAUUUCUAUGAAGGUGCAGCUGAGUACAUUGGCCAUGAACUAGUAAGGGCUGCUUUAGAAGGUGGUUCCAGAGAGAGCAUCACUGUUAUGGUAGUGUUUCUCAAUGGGAGUGAGUAUCAGCUGCUGACAUAAAAACAUUCCAAAGACCCAGAGCAGCAAACAGCACCACAAAGACUUCAGUACACCAGAUUCUAGGACAGAUCAUGA